UAUUCUCUUCUUCGAGCAGAGGGGUUUAAGCAAGGGUUUUUCCUUUCGUAUCCGCCAUUGCCGCUACCUUCACUCUAGCCGUAUUCUUCCUUCCUUCGUCUCUACGGUAGCAUUCUCCAGUCGAGACCAGGCGGCCACAGGGUUUUUACACUCUUAUCUCGGGCUUCGAAGAAAUCUUAACGUUUCGAUCACUCUCUGCAUACUGCUUCAAUUAGGGUUUAUGCAGUUUUCGCGAUUAAUACGAGUUAAUUUACUGACAGUUCGUGAAAUUGGGCCCCGGAGAUGACCUAAAAGAUCGAGCGUAUCGUUUCACACUAGAUGCAUCGCGGUGUUUCCGUAUUUGCUCAUCGGAUUUUUGCGAGCUCCAGUAUUGUCAGAACUAGCAACGUAUUUGUGUUCUCCAAGCUCAAUCCUCCGAACUCUAGUUUCUAUGGAUUUUCAUUUUGUAGGGUGUUUUCGUUUGUUCCGCCGCACCGCCGUACGCCCGAUCCUGAUGAUCCGUCCACCCUAAUGAAGGAAGAUGGAGUCUCUGUUUGUUCCCAGAUGUGGAUUGAGAAUUUUCGCGAACCGGAUAGGAUUGUGACCAAUUUAACGUCGUAUCUUCGGAGGUUUGAGUUAUGGGUUUUGGCGUACCAGAAAGUUUGUGCCGAUGAGAUGGGCGCCUAUAUGCCUCGAAAUGCAAUACAAAGGUCAGCACUAGAAGACUUACUGGCGCUUAGAAAUGCAGUUCUUGAUAACAAGUUCAAGUGGGGAGCAAGAUUGCAGUUCUUCAUAAAAUCGCCAAAAGAUAAGACGGAUUACGAAUCAUUGUCGAAGAGGAAGAUAAAAGCUAUUUUGACAACUACGCAAGCUGCUGCAUUUCAAGAUAAAAUUGUUCAAGAGGUUCUGUUUAUGAUUUUGGAACCAAUAUAUGAAGCUCGGUUUUCACCAAAAUCUUAUGCAUUUAGGCCAGGGAGGAAUGCACAUACAGUGCUGCGGGUAAUUAGGAGGCAUUUUGCAGGUUAUUUAUGGUAUGUGAAAGGCGAUCUAAGUACAAUUUUAGAUGGUAUGAAGGUAGGAUUGGUGAUAAAUGCUUUGAUGAGAGGUAUAAGAGAUAAAAAAGUGAUUGAUUUAGUUAAAUCUGCCUUGGUUACACCGGUUAUAACGAGCAAGGUCGAUGAAGGGGAAAAGAAGAAGAAGAAGAAAAGGAAGUACCAGAAGAAGAGAGUAUUAGCUGAGGAUGAACCGAAGCCUGAUCCAUAUUGGUUGGAGACAUUUUUUGGUUUUGCUCCUGAAGAGGCAGUGAAGAUUCCUUCAUGGGGUCAUUGUGGGAUUCUUAGCCCUCUUCUGGCCAAUAUUUGUUUAGAUGAGUUGGACCGCUGGAUGGAGGGAAGGAUUAAGGACUUCUAUUCUCCAUCUAAGAGUGAUGUCAUAUGGAAUAGUCCUGAAGGAGAAGCAGAUCAAGGAAAUACAUCUUGGCCAGAAUUUGUACCGACAAGUGGUCCAGAUAAGACCCGGAAGAUGGAUUACAUUCGGUAUGGAGGUCAUAUUCUGAUUGGUAUUCGAGGGCCUAGGGCCGAUGCAGCAACAUUAAGAAAGCAGUUGAUUGAGUUUUGUGAUCAGAAGUAUAUGCUCAAGCUUGACAAUGAGUGUCUUCCCAUUGAACACAUUACCAAGGGUAUAAUGUUUCUAGAUCACGUGCUUUGUCGGAGAGUCGUGUACCCUACCCUUCGAUACACUGCUACUGGUGGUAAGAUUAUUAGCGAGAAAGGUGUCGGUACCCUCCUUUCUGUCACGGCAAGCUUGAAACAAUGCAUUAAGCAAUUCAGGAAGCUGAAUUUUCUGAAGGGUGAUAGAGAUCCUGAUCCACAGCCUUGCUUUAGAAUGUUUCAUGCCACACAAGCUCACACAAAUGCACAAAUGAACAAGUUUUUGUUAACCAUUGUUGAGUGGUACAGAUAUGCCGACAACAGGAAGAAAGUGGUGAACUUUUGCUCUUACAUCUUAAGAGGUUCACUUGCAAAGCUUUAUGCUGCAAAGUACAAACUCCGCUCUCGGGCAAAGGUUUACAAGAUUGGUGCUCGAAAUCUUAGCCGCCCGUUGAAGGAGAAGAAAGGACAAUCGCCCGAGUACCAUAACCUUCUGAGGAUGGGUCUUGCUGAGUCAAUUGACGGCCUUAAGUUCACACGGAUGACUCUUGUCCCCGAGACUGAUUACACCCCCUUACCAACUAAUUGGAGACCUGAUCAUGAAAAGGCCCUGAUCGAAUUCAUAAUGCUCGAGGAUCCUAGAAUGCUGGAGGAGCAACUUAGAUGCAUUCGGGAAGAGGGUCUUGUCUCAGCCCAAGAUUACAUUUCAAUGCUUGUAUGGAAUUACAAGAGGAAUGCAACUCUGGAUCAGACGCCUCUGAUGAACAGUGGUGACCAACGAUUACUGGGCUCAAGCCUGGACAGGCUUGGUCCCAAAGCCAAAGAAGUGGAAGAGCACGAUGAUGCAUUUCGAGUGGCUGAAGUAUAAGUCUCUUUUGUUUUGAGAUGCCAGACUUAUGCUCCAUCAUCAAACUAGAGGAAAAACCCUGCAUCCAUUCCAGCCCAGCUACAUUGGACGCUGAUUCUUUACCACACUCAAAUGAACCAUCUGUUAUGGUUGGCAGUUGUAAGGCGUUCUGUGAAAUUUCAAGCCCUCAAAGCAUCGCCACAUUCUGCAGCCUCGCCUCAGCAAAGACGACAAUUGUGUCGAUGGUUCGUAUCACAAAUUAUGGCAUUGUAUCAGUUGUGGGCUAUAUCUUCCCCUUCUAUUUUGGAGGGAUUGUUUCCUAUAUGGCAAGGAGCAGUCAUUCUAACCGUGACAUGGAUCUUGGGAUGCUAUAAGCUUAAAUUUGUCAUCUUAUGUACAUUGGCCAUUCAUUUUUCCAAUCGAAAAUCCUACACAUAUUUUGUUCAACAAUUUACAGGAGCUUCUGGGCCUUAUUGAAGUUGGAGUCAAUGGGUUAGUUUUCCAUUGAGUUGAAAGUAAAUCUCUUCUGUUUAAUUGAAAGUAGAGGCUAAUGGUUGUCCAGUUGUAUCAGGUACGACUUCAUUCAUUUGCAUAAUUUGAUGCUGAAUUCUUCCUUCUAGUGCUACCAGAAAAGAUAGGGAAAAGAUUUAUUUAGGGCUAUUGGUUUGUGAUUCAAAUUGGGGGACCUAAUUGGCCAAAACUUGCUGUGAAACAGAGAUGAAUGGUAGUGGGUUAGCAGGAGGAGAAGUUCAUUAAUCAAGGGAUAUUGUUUAUUUAAAACAUGUACAUUAAAUUUUUUAAGUUUUAAGGAUUUUAUCAUGGUGAUUGCC
This is a messenger RNA of Momordica charantia (bitter melon), 3305 nucleotides long. Its product is annotated as Intron maturase, type II family protein. The record is from RefSeq and is a predicted model, not a curated record. Lineage: Eukaryota; Viridiplantae; Streptophyta; Magnoliopsida; Cucurbitales; Cucurbitaceae. Gene Ontology annotation, biological process: mRNA processing.